GGAACUAGCAGUCAUCACUGCCUAGUUAGCUAGUUUUCUCUCUCUGUCUCUGUCUCUCUCUUAGUAUAAAAGAAACCUCAACCUCUGAACUCAGCACCCGACAAUCGCACAUUAGCAUUUCAAACUGUUCAACAUUCACUCUCCAAAACUAGAGAAAAAAUGAGUAGGCCAGGAGAUUGGAACUGCAGGACAUGCAACCACCUCAACUUCCAAAGAAGGGAAUCAUGCCAACGGUGCGGCGAGCCCAGGGGCGUCGGCGCCGGUGCCGGUGGAGACUAUGGUGGAGCCUUUGGUGGUAGAGGCUCCUCCUCUUUCACCGGCCCCGAUGUUCGCCCUGGAGACUGGUACUGCACCGUUGGCAAUUGUGGAGCCCACAACUUCGCAAGCCGGUCUAGCUGCUUCAAGUGUGGUGCUCCCAAGGAGGACUCCUCCGCCGCCGGAUUUGACGCCGACAUUCCUCGAACUAGAGGCUAUAGCUUUGCCGGCACCACUGCUGCUCGCCCUGCUUGGAAAUCCGGCGACUGGAUAUGUACCAGGUCUGGAUGCAAUGAGCAUAACUUUGCAAAUAGAAUGGAAUGCUAUCGAUGCAAUGCACCAAGGGACUCUUCUAGUUCUAGGCCUCCCUAUUCAUCCUAGACUAUACCUUCUCCAUCUGG
This is a messenger RNA of Arachis ipaensis, 656 nucleotides long. Lineage: Eukaryota; Viridiplantae; Streptophyta; Magnoliopsida; Fabales; Fabaceae. The record is from RefSeq and is a predicted model, not a curated record.